UUCUUACCUCACCACGCCCUGCAGCAAACUGAAGUACCUUGUCCUCGUCUAAACGCUCAGCAUCCUAUCCAAUAUCUUUUCUCGCCAGUAAAUCCUCACCCAAAAUGGCGUUCCUCGCGAAAUUUGUGGCUACAAAGUACGUUGGGGAUAAGCUGGAGGACAAUUUUGGGCCUGAAAACCCUAGGUAUGACAUAUUCGUCACAGAGGAUGGUCGUCGCAAGAAGCUUAAGAAGGAACUGCCCCCGGGCCUGAGCCCCCAAGAUGAGCGUGCCCUCAAGACGGUACAGCGUAAAGCUUACCGAUACGAGUGGUGGUUCGACUGCCACUGUUGUUGCGGUCUACAUGUCCAGUUUGGCACCGUGACCCUAUGGGGCCUUCUUCCGGUCGUGGGUGACAUCAUCUCCCUCUUCAACGCACUCACCCUCAUCCGGGCAGCAAGGAAGAUCCAAGGCGGCCUGCCAGCCCCGACCCUCGUGGCAAUGCUCCUUUGGGCCCUGGUCGACUUCGCCAUCAAGCUCAUCCCCAUCGUCGGCGACCUCCUCACGGCCAUCAUCAAGCCCAACACGCGCAACUGCAUGCGCGUCGAGGCCCUCCUGCGGCAGAGGGCAGCCAGGAGGGCGGGCGGCGCCGGCGCCGGCGCCAUCGUCACGGCCUCGGACAGGUCCGGAGCUCGCAGUGGGGUCACCGUCCGCGCGCCGCUGCUGGCCUCCUCGCAGCCCGGCGCCCAGAGCCGCAUGGUCGCCGCGCCGGGGUCUUCCGCCGCCGCGCCUUCGUACGGCACGGUGGCCGCCGGGGCUGGGGCUGCGCAGGCGCGUGGCGAGGACCGCAGGAGCACGCGCCACUUGUUGCCGUUCUGGAGGCGGAACGAUGACACUGAUAGUGAUUCCGAGGGCGAGGCAGCUCGGUAGGCUGCCCGGCGAGGCCUGUUUGCUGAGUCUUGGCCGGCUGCUUGGUAGCUCGUAGUGCCAUUGUGAAGGAGCUGGAUCGGAUCUUGCCCAAGCCGCACGGUGUACGAGAGCAACAAACGGUACGCAUGUGGCAAGGUAGGAGGGCGCGGAGUGGUGAGCCACAGAAGCAACAGCCAAGGAGUGAGGAGUGCAUGCCACGAUCAGGGGUGUGGUCCCAGCAUAGUUGUAAGCAUUUUAUAAGCGUCUCAAAUACCUUCUCGAACGACCGUGCAAGUAAUCCUUAGCACAUGUAAAUCACAAGCAAGGGCAUUGUCAACCGGGAAUCUGUGCAUGUGGAAGCGUGGAUCUAGCUUUGUC
Diaporthe batatas is the source of this 1265-nucleotide messenger RNA. RefSeq lists its product as uncharacterized. The coding region runs from base 105 to 908 and encodes 267 amino acids. The record is from RefSeq and is a predicted model, not a curated record. Lineage: Eukaryota; Fungi; Ascomycota; Sordariomycetes; Diaporthales; Diaporthaceae. The transcript has 4 exons.